Diceros bicornis minor is the source of this 1758-nucleotide messenger RNA. It is a transcript of the gene SDR42E2, whose product is annotated as short chain dehydrogenase/reductase family 42E, member 2. NCBI's taxonomy places the organism in Eukaryota, Metazoa, Chordata, Mammalia, Perissodactyla, Rhinocerotidae. Gene Ontology annotation, molecular function: 3-beta-hydroxy-Delta5-steroid dehydrogenase (NAD+) activity. Bases 34 to 1758 code for a protein of 574 amino acids. The transcript is spliced from 11 exons. Gene Ontology annotation, biological process: steroid biosynthetic process. The record is from RefSeq and is a predicted model, not a curated record.
GACAGACUCUGGGUGCACAUGGCUCAGUAGAGGAUGAAGCCCAAUCCGGCAGGCUCCUCCCCAGAGGCCUGCAGAGCUCCAGGCCAAAGGGAGAAGAGCUGCCCUGUCUGCCAGGCCUGGGGAGGGGUCUCAGGCCUGAGGUCUGAGUCGGGGCCUGGGCCGGGGCCUGGUACUGUUCUGGAGCCUGGGCUGGGGCCUGGUGCUGUGUCCAGACCUGGGCCAGGGCCCGGGGCUGUUCCGGGUCCUGGGGCAGUGUUGGGGUCUGGGCUGGGGCCUGAUGCUGUGUCCACACCUGGACCAGGGCCUGGUGCUGUUCUGGGGCCUGGUGCAGUGUCUGGGUCUGGGCCGGGGCCUGGUGCUGUGUCAGGAUCUGGGCCAGGGCCUGCUGUGGUUCUAGAACCUAGACCAGGGCCUGGUGCAGUGUCAGAGUCUGGGCUGGGGCCUAGUGCUACUUCAGGGCCUGGACCAGGUCUGGGGCCUGGGCCAGGAUCUGUGCCAUUACCUGGGCCAGGGGUAGGGCCUGGGCUCAGACCCAGUAAGCCAACAACAGCCCCAACACCAGUGCCACAGCAGCAGACUCAAGCCACAUCCGUGCAGGCCCCCAGGCAGAAGGUUCUGGUGACUGGAGGAGGAGGCUACCUGGGCUUCAGCCUGGGUUCCAGCCUGGCCGGGAGCGGCACUUCUGUCAUCCUGCUCGACCUCCGCAGACCCCAGUGGGAGCUGUUCCCAGGGGCCGAGUUCAUCCAGGCUGAUGUCCGAGAUGAAGAAGCCCUGUACCAUGCCUUCGAAGGGGUGGACUGUGUCUUCCACAUGGCGUCCUACGGAAUGUCGGGUGCUGAGAAGCUGCAAAAAGAGCAGAUUGAGUCUAUAAAUGUUGGAGGCACCAAGCUAGUGAUUGAUGUUUGUGUCCGCCGGCGGGUUCCAAGGCUUGUCUACACCAGCACCGUCAAUGUCGCAUUUGGCGGGAAGCCCAUAGAACAGGGUGAUGAGGACUCUGUGCCAUAUUUCCCGCUGGAGAAGCACAUGGACCACUACUCCCGAACCAAGGCCAUCGCCGACCAGUUGACCCUCAUGGCCAAUGGAACGCCUCUCCCAGGAGGAGGCACUCUGCGGACAUGUGUGCUCCGGCCCCCGGGGAUCUAUGGCCCUGAAGAGCAGAGGCACCUGCCCCGAGUGGCGAGCCACAUCAAGAAGAGGCUGUUCAUGUUCCGAUUUGGGGACUGCAGGACUCGGAUGAACUGGGUCCACGUGCGCAAUCUGGUGCAGGCACAUGUGCUGGCGGCCGAGGCCCUCACUGCAGCCAAGGGCUACGUGGCCAGUGGGCAGGUGUACUAUAUCAACGACGGAGAGAGCGUCAACCUCUUCGAGUGGAUGGCCCCGCUGUUUGAGAAGCUAGGGUACAGCCAGCCCUGGAUCCAGGUGCCUACCUCCUGGGUUUACCUGACAGCCACGGUGAUGGAGUAUCUACACCUGGCCCUGAGGCCCAUCUGCAUUGUCCCUCCACUGCUCACCCGGAGUGAGGUGCGCAGCGUGGCCGUGACGCACACCUUCCAGAUCGGCAAGGCCCGCGCCCAGCUGGGCUACGCGCCCGACAAGUUCAGCUUCGCCGACGCCGUGGACCGAUACGUGCAGUCCACGGCCGGGAGGCCCCGCUCCGCGGCGCGGACGCUCCUGCGGCUGCUGCUCGGGCUGCUGCUGCUCCUCGGCCUGCUCGCCCUGGCCCUGCACGUCCUGGGCCUGCAGCCGCCCGCCGUCUGA